AGAGAGAGAGAGAGAGAGAGAGUUUGCACGUAUGUCACAGCGACUAUGGUGGAGGGCUGGUGAAGAUGAUGGCAGCUCUCUGCGAGGAUGGCACAUAUGGACUCAAUUGUGGCCGCAAGAGCGACAGAAUAUCAGUUUUACAUGUCAAACUGACAGAAUCAGCCUUUAAAGCGCUAGAAAACUACCAAAACUGUAAGAAUGCACCAUCCUCACAGGCGACGAUACGUUUUCAGGGUCUUCAAGGGCGCAUUAAAAUCCCAACGACAGAUGCUUCCGAUGGAUCUCAUAACUUUGACUUUUAUCUGUCCAACUUCGGCAAAGACAAUCCUCAAGGAAGCUUUGAGUGUAUCCACCAGUACAUAUCUAGCUCUGGAGCCCCCCAUCUGUCCUCCCAGGGAACGAUUCAAGACAAAAUCACAGUAUGUGCCACCAAUGACUCCUACCAGGUGACCAAAGUACGUGUGACCAAAGCAGAGGAGGAUAAAGGCAAGAACAGCACCAAAUUCAUCAAACCUGGAGGACCAUUCAGAGACAAAAAAAUCCAGCACCGAAAACCGGCCCCCUCAGCCCCUGACCCGGUUCCAGAGAGGAAGCAUACCACUCCCCUCAACCCAGCCAACACCAUCCGCAAGUGCCUUACCAACAACCCCGUAUCGCAGCGCCCGUACCGGGACCGCGUCAUUCACCUCCUUGCCCUGCGCUCCUACAAGAAGCUAGAGGUGCUCGGCAGACUGCAAAGAGACGGCGUCAGCCAGAAAGACCGCAACUCUUUGGGUACUACACUACAUCAGGUGGCCAAUCUAAACCCCAAGGAUAACUCGUAUUCGCUGAAGGACUUUAUCUUUCGUGAGGUCCAGAGGGACUGGCCGGGCUAUACGGAGGAUGAACGGGUUCAGGUUGACAGGAUCCUGGCACGGAAAUUGGGCUUGAAUUCAGAGUCUGUCUCAUCCAGCAGUCCAACCAAAGAGCCAACAUCCCCACUGAAACGCCAACCUGAGAUAGACUUCAUCGACCCUCUGAUGCCUAAGAAGCCCCGAAUCUCCCACCUCAGUAACCGAGGACCUUCCUCCUCAUCUGGUCGUCAUCCUUCGGAAGCAGAGGACAAAAAAAACGCACCCACGGCCGCCUGCCCUGGACCCUCUUUUCGCCCUCCCCCUGUCACAGGCUCUAGUUCAAAUUCCCCCAGCACGCCGGAGGGUCGGGGGUCACAGGAUCUGCCCCUGGACCAGAGCUCUAUAUGUGGGAACUCCUCGGAGAGCUACGCGCCCCGCAGCCACACGCCUAGCCCACCCAGCCAGCCAGUUUCCACGACUUCCCCCUCAUCCUUCUCCACCUGUACUGUCUCGACAACCACCAUCACCUCCACCACUACCACCAGCAGUGGCCACCACGUUUCCUCUGCCGCGUCUCCUACGGCCAGCCGUGACGGCAAUGGCAGCAAAAAGCCCAAGAAGUCCAAGAAGCACAAAGAUAAAGAGAGGAAGCGAGAAGGAGAGCGAGAGAUGGAUAAAGAUAAGGACCGGAAGAGGGAUAGAGCGCAUCGCAAGGAGGAUCACUGCGACAAGGAAGCACAGCCUAGAAAGAAACACCGGAAUGAGGCGGAACAUAAACACAUUCCUGUAAACAUCAGCCACGAAUCAGACAAAGAAGCUGGCAAAGACAAGCCUGUCAACAGCACUGAACUUCCAGUCCCAACAAAGCCUGAUUACAUAGUUAAGUACACUGCAGUGAUAUCUAUGGAUCAGAGGCAGCACUAUAAGGAUGACUUCAAUGCAGAAUAUGAUGAGUAUCGUAUCCUUCAUGCCCGUGUUGAGAGCGUUACGCGCCGUUUUACAAAACUGGACGCCCAGUGUAGGCGGCUAGCACCAGGAACUAAAGAGUACCAGGAAGUACAUGAACAGGUGCUGCAAGAAUACAAAAAAAUUAAACAACACAGCCCAAAAUACUAUGAAGAAAAACAGCGCUGCGAGUACCUGCACAACAAACUGGCCCACAUCAAAAGGCUCAUCGCUGACUUCGACCAGCGGAGGGCGCAGUCCUGGCUGUAGGGCACGGGACCAAGCAAACACCUCAGCCAAUCGGUGCGCUGCUCAGCCGGAGUACCAUCUUUAGGGGAGUGUGGGGAUCAAACAGCUCCUUAUUUAUUCUAUUUACAGAUUCCCCACUUGCCUGUUUCCCAUACCUGGCCUUCUUCAUCACUCAUUUUCUUCUUUUCUCACUUGUUCAUCCUUUCCCAUACCUUUUAUUCUUCAUUCUCUUUAUUUUUGAAGGACUUUUUGAAAGAAAAAAAGGACAACAAAAAAAAUUAAACAUUUUUGAAUGCAAAAAGAAAAGUUACGCAAUGCAAAACCGUGGGCCUUACAGCGCAUAUUUCUUGAAGCCUUUUGCACAGGGGUGAUUGAGCCAGUACAUGUGAAAAAAUGGCCAUAGAGGAGGGUGUUUCCAAGAGCCUCGAGACUUCAUUUCUCCCAGUGGCCCUGUUUUUUUUUUUUUUUUCUUUCUUUUUGAACAGCAUCAGUAUUCACACCCACAGUGCAAAUGAUGCCUUAAGGUAUUAAUAUAGACUUGCAAGCACCCGGGGCAGUGGGGAGAAGUUAUUAUGACCUGGUCGCAGGUCCACCGCACAUUCGUGGAAGUUGUGAGUGAUGUUUGUUUGUGUGAGUGAGUGAAAAGCGAGAAAGUGGCGAGUGUAAAUUGUCAGUGUUUUUGUUCGUUCUUGGGAAGGUCAGAAACUACAGGAAGAGAGAGGCUCGGGGAGGAGGGUUGGAUAUAGACUUAAAAGAGGAAAAAAAAAAACAGAAAACAAAAAUCCCCCAAAAAAAGCUGCUAUAUAAAUAUUUUUCUUUGAUCAGCCAGAGCCUUCGGGAUCAACCUGGCUCAUGUUACAUGUUCUUAAUUUGGGCUUGCUCUGUUUAAGAAAAUGAUCGAACCAUCUUGAAGGCAAAGGUGCUACUGAUUUAUAAAGGAAAUGCAUCGAGCAGAGGCAGACCUGUAUAUCCAUUUCAAAUGUAUUCAUUAAUUAUUGCAAGUCUCAGAGCAGAGUUAUUUAUGAAAUAUGAAUAGCAAUAUAUAUUAUUUGUUUUUGUUUUUUUGUUUUGAAUUAAAAGGAAUUGCUGGAAUUGAGUAUUGAAAAAGAUACUGAUCAAAUUUAUGAAAAAGUAAAGUCUUUAUUUCACGGUGAUAAACUUCUUAAAGAUUAAGGGAAACGUUAUGUUUACAAAACCUGUGUGGUAGGAAGUUUUGCCAAAAAAAAAAAAAAAAAAGUAAUAAAAAGGAAAGAAAAAACCUUUCAAUCCUAUGUUGAUGGUCUGGAAUAAGACGCGUUUCUCUGAGCGACACUUUGGUAUCUUCAAGGAGAUGGUGGUCGAACACUUAGUGUCCUCGUAUAUUUAUUUUCUUUGAUCUUUGUUUCGGGAAAAUAUUCAGAAUGCAGCUUUGUGAAUCGGCCUUGAAAAUAACAUUGCUUGCAAUUACGGAAAUUCUCACUGGAUCAAAUAGCUCCGUGGUGGAUUCUGAUUGGCUAGUUGAUUCUUGAGGCUUGCUGCAUCGUAUUUGCACAUUUUAAGAUGUCGUUUUGAGAUCUGAAAACAAAUUAUCUCUCUCGUCUUAGAAUCACAUUUAUUCCAUUAUUUUCCAGUGUUGUAAAUUGAAAUUUAAAAACCUGAGUGAGCCAUUCUCAAAAUAACCAUUGACAAAUGUUGGUUUUCAGUAUUUGGGUCGGCAGAUGGCAUCUUAUCUGCUUCUUUAAGGGACUCACCAAGAUGUUCUGUCGUGUGAGCUUCUGUUCAUUUUAGUCCCCGUUUAUAGACUGAUUGCAAUGUCUGAUGACAACCAAAUACGAGUCAUGGCUAUUUAACAGAGAAAUUUAGCAGCACUUUACUUCUCAGAUGCUUAUUUCCUCAGCAUUCAAAUAGCCUCCACACUGAACCCUAAAGAUUUGGGAUGACACUAAGAAGUGUUGCUUGGAACGGAGAAUGUGCAUCUACACAUAGAACUUGGUAUCGUUGUAAUUUGGGUUGGGUGGGGAAGUAUUUGGUGUGUGUGUGUGUGUGUGUGUUUGACCAACACCUGUUUUCUCUGACACCACUAAUGAGAGAUGUUAAUGUUGGAUAAUAAGCCAAGAAUCUCAUAACACUGUCAUCUCUUGUUUUAAAGGUGGGAUGGGGGUUGUUUCAGACUGUAAGAGAAUUCCUGACCUGUCCACCUAAAAAUAUAUUAAAUCAGUUCAAUAAAAUGUGAACUUGACAAUGUA
Messenger RNA from Megalobrama amblycephala (Wuchang bream), 4252 nucleotides. It is a transcript of the gene ell2, whose product is annotated as elongation factor for RNA polymerase II 2. The record is from RefSeq and is a predicted model, not a curated record. The transcript is spliced from 12 exons. Gene Ontology annotation, cellular component: transcription elongation factor complex. Gene Ontology annotation, molecular function: cis-regulatory region sequence-specific DNA binding. Bases 66 to 2048 code for a protein of 660 amino acids. NCBI's taxonomy places the organism in Eukaryota, Metazoa, Chordata, Actinopteri, Cypriniformes, Xenocyprididae. Gene Ontology annotation, biological process: snRNA transcription by RNA polymerase II; transcription elongation by RNA polymerase II; positive regulation of transcription elongation by RNA polymerase II.